Molecule: messenger RNA, 2134 nt
Organism: Salarias fasciatus (jewelled blenny)
Lineage: Eukaryota; Metazoa; Chordata; Actinopteri; Blenniiformes; Blenniidae
Gene: kcnj9
Product: potassium inwardly rectifying channel subfamily J member 9
Exons: 7
Coding region: 130-1632 (500 amino acids)
Biological process (GO): regulation of monoatomic ion transmembrane transport; potassium ion import across plasma membrane
Cellular component (GO): plasma membrane
Molecular function (GO): inward rectifier potassium channel activity
Source: RefSeq, a predicted model, not a curated record
UCAGUCAAGCAAACAAAUGGUCCAAUCAAUAGCUGCUGGACAGAGUCUGCCAUAGGGAGGAUAUCAAUAACACACUAAUACGCUUCAUACACACACAUAAACACGCACAUACACACACACAGACUGGCCAUGGCGCUGGAGAACUCCAUCUUCCCCUCCCGCCCGGACUCGCUCUCCCUGCCUGUGGAGGAGAAGGCGGAGGGAGAAGAGGUGGAGGUGGCCACCGAGGCCACGGCCUCCGCCGGCGUCUUCAACGUGUCGGAGGAGCUGGGCCACGUGGUCACCACCGAGACCACGCCGUCCCCGCCGGCCUCGGCCCAGGUCAACAGGUCCUUCCAGUCCAAGCUGGCUGAGCGGGAGGCCAAAGCCAACCAGCACAGGAAGAAGACCCAGGGCACGGAGAAGGAGAGGGGCCGCUUUGGGUGGGGUCGGACUCGGCGUAAGAGGCAACGCUACGUGGAGAAAAACGGCCGCUGCAACGUGCAGCACGGCAACAUGAGGGAGACCUACCGCUACCUGACCGACAUCUUCACCACGCUGGUGGACCUCAACUGGCGCUGCUCGCUCUUCGUCUUCGUCAUGGCCUACGCUGUCACAUGGCUCUUCUUCGGGGCCAUCUGGUACCUCAUAGCCUACUGCAGGGGUGAUCUGGACCAUCUGGAGGAUGAGACGUGGACGCCGUGCGUCAACAACGUCAACGGCUUCAUCUCGGCCUUCCUGUUCUCCAUCGAGACGGAGACCACCAUCGGCUACGGCCACCGGGUGAUCACGGACCAGUGUCCGGUGGGAACCAUGCUGCUGCUGCUGCAGGCCAUCCUGGGCUCCAUGGUCAACGCCUUCAUGGUCGGCUGCAUGUUUGUGAAAAUCUCGCAGCCCAACAAGCGAGCCGAGACGCUGGUGUUCUCCAAGCACGCCGUCAUUUCUCUGAGAGACGACAAGCUGUGCCUGAUGUUCAGGGUCGGCGACCUCCGCAGCUCGCACAUCGUGGGGGCCAACAUGAGGGCCAAGCUCAUCAAGUCCAAGCAGACUCAAGAGGGUGAGUUCAUCCCUCUGGACCAGACGGACAUCAGCGUGGGCUUCGAGACCGGCGACGACCGCCUCUUCUUGGUCUCGCCGUUGGUGAUCUCCCAUGAGAUCGACUCCUGCUCGGCAUUCUGGGACAUGUCGCAGGCCCAGCUGGAGAAGGAGGACUUUGAGAUCGUGGUCAUCCUGGAGGGAAUGGUGGAAGCCACAGGGAUGACGUGCCAAGCGAGGAGCUCCUAUCUGGCGGAGGAGGUGCUGUGGGGUCACCGGUUCAGCCCGAUGAUGUCGCUGGCGGAGGGCUUCUUCGACGUCGACUACGGCGCCUUUCACCACACGUUCGAGGUGGACACGCCCUCCUGCUCGGCCCGGGAGCUGUCGCUGGCCGCCGCCCGACUCGACGCCCACCUGUACUGGUCCAUCUCCAGCAGACUGGACGAGGAGCCCACCCUGGCCAACCAGGCGGCCAAGCAGCCCGACAGCGGCUCGGCCAACAGCAAGGGCGGCGAGCCCACCUUCAUCGUCGGGGAGAUGACCGACAUCCAGGAGCAGUCGGGGCCGGGCGAGCUGAACGGCAGCGUCACCACCGAUCAAUCGGAAUCCGAGGCCUAGAACAGAGGAAUGUUUACACAGACCUGCAGUAUAUCUCCGCCACAUCACAGUUACUGUUCGCAGACCUUUUCUUUCCAGGCAGACGAGUACCGGUAGUUUCAUUAGGCUGAGUUCUGCACCAAACGCCAUAUCUUACGUUACCUUAAGAGAGAGUCUCUUUCUUGAUAUUUUGUCCUUUCUUUGUACGUUUGUCUUUGUUACACGUGUACUGUAUGUGUACUCUUAUUUCUUUGGUUUGUUGUGUUAGCUCCAAUCACCCUUGCCUAUAUCUAUAUUUAAAUGACAAUACUAUGCUUUCGAUGGGGUCGACAGAAGUGGACCGAAGCAGAAUGUUAACCAGAAAAGAGAGACGACAAGGUGUGCAGAGUGUAUGGAUUGUUGGCUUUUAAAAUAGGUACAGUGCAUAGAUGCUUUAUUUUCACCUGCACACUACUAGAUAGUAAAGAGGUUCAGACUGUAGAGACCUCGCAUUUCCUAGAUGCAAAGAUUGUCCUUGGAUCUU